GGGCGAUCGCACAGCGGCCCCGCCCGGCCCCGGGCCGCCGCCCGCGCCGCGGUGCUCGGAGCUGCAGCCGAGCAUGGCUGAGGGCGCCGCGGCGCCGCGGGAGGACGGGCUGCCGGGCGCGGCCUUCGCGGGCUGCGAGGCCGCCGAGCUCGCCUGCCCCGCCGAGCGCAGCGGCCACGUCGCCGUGACCGACGGGCGCCGCAUGUUCGUCUGGGGCGGCUACAAGAGUAAUCAAGUCAGAGGAUUAUAUGAUUUUUAUUUGCCUAGAGAAGAACUAUGGAUCUACAACAUGGAAACUGGAAGAUGGAAAAAAAUGAACACCGAGGGCGACGUCCCCCCUUCCAUGUCCGGCAGCUGCGCCGUGUGCGUGGACGGGGUGCUGUACCUGUUCGGAGGCCACCACUCGCGAGGCAACACGAACAAGUUCUACAUGCUGGAUUCAAGGUGCACAGACAGAGUGUUACAGUGGGAAAGAGUUGACUGCCAAGGAACCCCUCCAUCAUCGAAGGACAAACUGGGAGUCUGGGUGUAUAAAAACAAGUUAAUAUUUUUUGGAGGAUACGGAUAUUUACCUGAAGAUAGAGCACUGGGAACUUUUGAAUUUGAUGAAACAUCCUUCUGGAAUUCAAGUCACCCAAGAGGAUGGAAUGACCACGUACAUAUAUUAGACACUGAAACGUUUACCUGGAGCCAGCCUCUAACUACUGGAAAAGCGCCGUCCCCUCGUGCUGCUCAUGCUUGCGCAACUGUUGGCAGCAAAGGUUUCGUGUUUGGAGGCCGAUACCGCGAUGCUAGAAUGAAUGAUCUCCACCAUCUCAAUCUGGAUACAUGGGAAUGGAAUGAAUUGAUCCCCCAAGGCCUGUGGCCAGUCGGCCGGUCAUGGCACUCACUCACACCGGUUUCUCCAGAUCAUCUUUUUCUCUUUGGAGGAUUUACCACGGAAAAACAGCCACUGAGUGAUGCCUGGAUUUACUGCAUCAGUAAAAAUGAGUGGGUACCCUUUAAUCAUCCCUACUCUGAAAAACCAAGGCUGUGGCACACAGCUUGUGCCAGCGAUGAAGGAGAAGUCAUCGUCUUUGGAGGGUGCGCCAACAAUCUCCUGGUCCACCACAGAGCUGCACACAGUAAUGAAAUACUUGUAUUUUCAGUUCAGCCAAAAUCUCUCGUACAGCUAAGCUUAGAAGCAGUUAUUUGCUUUAAGGAGAUGUUGGCCAGCUCGUGGAACUGCCUUCCAAAACACCUGCUCCACAGCGUUAACCAGAGGUUUGGCAGUAACAACACUUCUGGAUCCUAAGGCUUCGUAGAUAGAUAACGCCUCUGAUCGCCUUGCAUGGACACAGCCCUGUAACCCUCAGAUCAUGGUCAUUUGUGUAAUAUAUGGUUGUAGUUUGCAACUAUUUGGUUUUAAUGUGCACGUGGAUGGCCUAGAGAACCUAUUUUUGUGUCUAUAAAGUUUACAAUAAACGUAUUUCACAUCAGUAA
Messenger RNA from Cavia porcellus (domestic guinea pig), 1482 nucleotides. RefSeq names its product kelch domain containing 2 (gene Klhdc2). Gene Ontology annotation, molecular function: protein binding. The transcript has 13 exons. The record is from RefSeq and is a predicted model, not a curated record. The coding region runs from base 74 to 1294 and encodes 406 amino acids. NCBI's taxonomy places the organism in Eukaryota, Metazoa, Chordata, Mammalia, Rodentia, Caviidae.